AUGAGUGGAAAAAUAUUACAUAUUAAUCAACGAUAUGACACAUCAUCUCGUAUUCAUAUCAUUGUAUUAUAUUUAUUAAUCGCUAGUUUAACCACAGCAUGGAGCAUCUAUUUUAUCUAUUUUUCUCGUACAGUGCAAAAUCAUAUUGAUACAUUAAAUGACGAAAUAAAACUAACCAAACAACGAUUAGCAAUGAUCGAUCAAUCGCAAAUUAGUAUUACCUCGUUUGACGGACUAAGGAGACAAUCGCGACAAGCAGCAACUGCCAGGGGAGGAAAUAAACCAUCAGAUUUACUAGUAGGAUCAAUACAUUUCAAAGUACCGCCAGUAGCCAUGACCACAUUUUGUACAAAAUCCAUUGAUCAUUCUUUCCGAGGACCCAAAGGAGACAGAGGUGAAAUUGGACCUCGUGGCCCUCCAGGUCUACCCGGUUUUUCCAUAAAAGGUGAGCCUGGAUCUCCAGGCUUUCCAGGUUUAAGGGGUCAGAAAGGUGAUCGAGGUGAAUCUGUUCCAGGUAUGCCAGGCAUGCAGGGUCCGGCAGGACCGCCUGGCUUGACUGGUCCUCCUGGUAUGACGGGCCCACCAGGUGUAUGUUCAUGCUCGCCUUUUGAGAAGGUUUAUGGUUCACGUGCGUCCUCUGACGCCACAAUAUCUAAAAAUGGAAAGCAUGCUGUGUUGAGUCGUGCUCAACGAUGUGUAUUUUCGUUUAUUGGUACACCAGUGCUACUAAAACAAGACAAUUAUACGUUUGGUGCUUGGAUGAAAGAUCCGAUGCCGAAAACAUCAGAUGGUGCUCAUAAAGUCUAUGUCACUCGACAUGUCACUGGUACAUUACUGUAUGAAUACAGUAACGAAAUGAACUUGAUCAAUGAUAAGCCGACACGUAUUAUUCAAUUACCUUAUCCUUAUUCAGGUGUAAAUCAUGUCGUUUAUCAAGGCAGUUUUAUCUAUAAUGUUGAAUAUAAAAAUAGAAUCAUUCGUAUUGAUCUUGUGUCGGAAACAGAGGCACAAAGUGUGAUAAUACCAGCUCAUCGUGAACCGUUGUAUAAUACACCACAAUCAAGUUGGUAUGACUUUUCAAUUGAUGAAAACGGACUAUGGUUAUUAUAUCGAGAAUCAAUAACAAAAAAUUUCAUUGCGGCUAAAAUUAAUCCCGAUACACUCGAUACUCAAAAAACUUGGCAACUGCCAUAUAAUCCACAAAGUCUUAGUCAAGGUUUUAUUGCUUUUGGUGUCUUUUACGGUGUACAACAUUAUAAUAAACAACAAUCUCAUAUUGAUACGGUCUAUGAUAUUUAUAGUAAUCUAUCGUUUACAACGACUAAAAUUAUUUUUGCAGUACCAUUUCAAUAUCUUGUACAACUAACAUAUAAUCCAUAUGAAGGAAAACUCUAUGCAUGGGAUAACAAACAUCUACUCUACUAUGUCUAUAAUGUUCAAAGAGACAAAGCAUACAAAUGUUAA
Molecule: messenger RNA, 1464 nt
Organism: Didymodactylos carnosus
Lineage: Eukaryota; Metazoa; Rotifera; Eurotatoria; Philodinida; Philodinidae
Source: the annotation of a GenBank genome assembly